Molecule: messenger RNA, 1370 nt
Organism: Aspergillus pseudonomiae
Lineage: Eukaryota; Fungi; Ascomycota; Eurotiomycetes; Eurotiales; Aspergillaceae
Exons: 3
Coding region: 218-787 (189 amino acids)
Biological process (GO): regulation of transcription by RNA polymerase II
Cellular component (GO): NuA4 histone acetyltransferase complex; nucleus
Source: RefSeq, a predicted model, not a curated record
GCGUUGGCGGCGCGAAAUCACACCUGACUAGCCUUAAAAUGUGCUAGCGUCCCCCCGGGGCACGCUUGGACCACCGCUUGUUUGGGAAACCGAAGCCGAAUGAAAUUGUCGCGACACGACCUACACCAGCUCCGCACGUGUGUCGCGCUCCAGUACAGAGGAUCCUGAACGCCACUGAAUAUUACAGAAUAGAGGACUGUUGUGCAAAACUGUCAAUAUGCCUCCCAGGAAGAAGCCUAAGCUUACCGCUCAAUCCGAAGCCGCGCAACCUUCCGCAAACACCCCCGCCAGUGAUAGCGCAGCUCUGCCUAACACAGAUUACGACCCAGUGACGGACCCGUGGACGGAUGAGCAGGAGACUGCGCUACUAAAGGGGAUAAUCAAAUGGAAGCCGGUUGGAAUGCACAAGCACUUCCGCAUGAUCGCUAUUUCCGAGUUCAUGAAAAGUCAAGGCUACGCACCUGCCCACGCAGAGCAUACACGGAUACCUGGGAUUUGGAAAAAACUCGGGACAUUAUAUAACCUCCCCGCACUCGAUGAGCGGGAGGACUCCUUAAUAACAGAUACAUCCGAUGAUAUCGAGAGCUCCAAGGAGCUUUACUGUCCAUUUGAGCUUCCGGAAGAUGAAUACGGCGAGUUGAUGUUCGAGAGGAGAUUAGCAAUGGAAGGUUCCGCUUCGCCAGUCCAUAGUGCCCACGCCGAAUCCAGGCGAGGUAGCACGGUAGCCGACACAGAUGGUGCGUCCUACUGGCUCUUUGUUUCUUUUCGAGGUCUGUCUAGAUUCUAACUACUAGUCACAUUUAGAACCCCGAUCCUCUCCGGCGCCGUCAAGAGGUAGGAAGUCAGGUCGUGGAAGCCGUCAAUCAGCACGAGGUGCUCGAUCUUCGCGGCUACAGGUAGAAAUCGAGGCUCCGAGGAGGAGCUCAGGCACAGGGGAAGAGGAAGGUGACUCUGAGGAUGCUGGUGCGAAUGAAGAAGGGGACGAGGAAGGCUCGGACGGGCCGAAGGACGACAGCGAAGGUGACGAGGAAGCCGAAGAGGAUACAGGAGGCUCACCAACCGGACGAAGUACACGAGCCCAGACAACUCGAACAAAACAAAAGGAGAAGAGAAGUAGUGGCACAGGUACCAGACGAGGCGGUCGACGACGGUAGUUUUAAUGUGUACUUUUACUUUAUGAUGGUUUAAAACUUUGAUACCUCUGGAGGACUCAGGCAGGCGUUUCUUUUACAUUCACAUAUAGCAGAUUUAUCAUCGCGUUUAGUCUACUUAAAUCUUGGCGAUCAGUCAACAGAACGCGAUGCUCUCGAUGAACAUGUUAAGUCGCCAAGCGAUUGCGCUAAUUGAUGGGGCAACAAUACGACGACAAC